Lobosporangium transversale is the source of this 1702-nucleotide messenger RNA. RefSeq lists its product as hypothetical. NCBI's taxonomy places the organism in Eukaryota, Fungi, Mortierellomycota, Mortierellomycetes, Mortierellales, Mortierellaceae. Bases 430 to 1584 code for a protein of 384 amino acids. The transcript has 3 exons. The record is from RefSeq and is a predicted model, not a curated record. Gene Ontology annotation, molecular function: protein binding.
CUUACUCUCGCUCCUUUCCUACAUCACUAGUCCUGCCGCCGCUCAAUAUUAUACGCCCACUACUACAUGGGGUAGUGUAUCGACCUUUAUAGAAGCUCAAAGGUUUAUUAUCCAAGGCGGUAGCGAUGGCACGUACGCAAUUCCGCAGACCUUUGAAAUCGACCUCUCUAAAUCUUGGGAUACUUCCAAUGUACCCUACAGACACCUCGCGGAUGGCCCUCUGCAUAUAACCACUAUGCGGUACUAUUCAACGACAAGCAGAACUGGCUUAUAUUUGCAAAUACUACCGCAAUCCGAUACACGAUUUCACAUGAUACCUGGGGUACAAAUAUCCCAGGCACCUAUCUCUGGGGUAUAGGGGCUGCUAGAGAUCCAAACACGGGUUAUGCGUAUGUCCCAAAUGGACAUUUGUCAAAUGGGAUCGGCGAAAUGGUAGAAUACAACCUAGUUAAUGGUGAAGGCAAAUUAUUCCCUAUGCACCCUAAUCUGGAUCAAACUUUCUACUACUCUAUUGCUUGGAGCGAACAGGCGAGGAAGAUGAUUUUGUUUGGCGGACGCUUUCAAGGGAAAACUGCCAACAGUAACCUGUAUACCUGGGAUAGCCGCGAUGGUUGGAGUAGAAUUACACCCAACGGUCCUAUACCUCUCCACGUUAUGGCGCAUGCAUGGAUAGAAAACACAGCCCUGAGUGAUAUAUACAUCCUGGACAUAUCGAACAUGACAUGGACGAAGGGUGCAGAUGCUGGUACUCCAAGUGCGCGCGGCUAUGCUGCUUGUGCAGUAUCCAAUGAUCUAUUUAUUGCCUGGGGUGGUGGUGGUGGUGUGCAGAUCCAGUCAUACUUCCAACUUGACUGUCAUUUACAACAUCAAAAAGAAUGCCUGGCAUGGAGGAGGCAGUCCCGCUUUGGGCGCCAUCAUCGGUGGCGCUGUUGGGGGAUUGGCCAUUAUUGCACUCGUCAUUGGAUUCUUUGUAACAGAAAACGGCAACAAGCGAAGAAGGCCAAGGCUCCGGUAUCUACAUCCACACCUCAACAUCCAACCAAUGGUGAAAUGACUGUGGCCGCAACAGGAGCAGGAGCUGCAGAGGAAGCCGCAUCAGUAGAUCCUGGAAAAGUAGCACAGUACGCUACAUGGCAGUACCAGCAUCCCCAACCCCAAUCUCAACCUCAACCUACCGUCUACUCCCAGGCACCAUAUGCACUAUAUCAGCCACCUGUUAUUCAUGACUACCAGCAGCCGUCGCAGAUUCAACCACAAAUCUUCCAGCCCCAAUCAACACCGAGUCAACAACAUCAACAAGCUUAUGAGAACGCAUAUCAACAGCAAAACACCUAUGUCCCUCCUUCUUCAGGCACUGCACCUGUGUACAGCCCUCAACCAGAGGCGUAUCAGCAGCCUACAAUCUACCAGCCUGCAGGUGGUCCAGUCACGAAUAUCUCGCCGUUGUUUGAGCAUCACCAUCAGCAAAAGUCUGAAACACCCACGAUAGUACCUAGUCAGUCUCUACACAGUCCCCAGCUCAUGGCUGUAUCAGACAGUUAUGUAGAUGGUGGUAGCCCCCGUCGGAGUCCUCAAGGCAUGUAACGAAGGCCACGGCAAGGGCCGUCUUUAGGCGGCAGAGGCAAAGAAGCAUAUAUGGUUUUUCUCGUGUAUAAAGAAUCCUGCAAAUCUACUAAAUGUCUACAAUGUCUUUACAUAAUUA